AUGAAUAAAAUCUGUUUUUGUUCUUAUUUUAUUACAAUCAAACUUUUAAAUUUAUAUAAUACUUUUUAUAUGAAUACUGCUAAUAAAGCAACUAGAGUAACGCUUUUACUUGCAAAUGUUUGUUGCAGAAUACUAUUUUUUUAUUUCUUUUGGUUAGCCUCUGUAGAUGGAGAUUCUUCAUUAUAAAAUAGACAAUUUGCUUUUAUUAAUGAAAUGUGGGCUUGGGAACAAUAUCCAUAUUCAUCCAUCUAAGCUUUUUAAUCAACUGAAUGUCCUGAAGAUUGGAUAUUAUUGACAUCUUUUAAUUGGCCUGGAACUAAAGAACAUUUAAAUUCAAAAGGAGAAUUCAUACCUAAAUAAUCAUCUUAGAGUUUUUUUUUAUGGACUACAACAGAAUAUUAAAAGGCAUUUAUUUUGUGUGGUUAAUAAAUCAAACAUAAUGUGAUUUCAACAGUUAAUUCAACACAAACCUGUGAAGAUAGGGACAUGAAAGAUUGUGGAAUUGAUAAAAUGUAAUUUUGUAUUGAUUCUGAUCUAACUUGUCCAAUAAAUAGCAUUUAGAUAGAAAUGAAUGAUUAAACUAUUGAUAUACUUACUACCAAUAUUGAGACCAAUAAAGAUAAUAUGCCUAUCAGUCUUAUUCGUAUUGAUUCAUACAUACCUUGUGCAACAAAGAAUGAAACUAAUGCCUAGCCAGAAGUAUAAUAUGACGAAAAUUUAGAAGAAUAACCUUAGUCUUGUUUGGAAUUGGAUAAGGAGUACAUCGAAGUUAAUAGCAUUACUGAUCAGCUUUACUUUUAGAUUAAUGAUGCUCCAGAUGUAUUCAUUGAUAAAGAUGGAACAAAAUGUAUUUAAUUUAAUUAAUUAGCUUUGUUUUAUAAACCAUAUCCAUUUUGGAAUAAGGAAUGCAAUGGAGAGAUGUUUUUGGUAGCGUAAAAGCAAGAGAACACAUUGAAAAAUUACAGAAACACUGAAUAUGCAAAUUUCAUAUUAGUGAUAGUUUAUCUAUUAGUUUGUAAUUAUGGGAUACCCAUGAUUCCAUACAUAUUUAGAUGUGUAGGUAAGUCUAAGAAUUUAUAUAAGGUCCAUUGAGUUUGAAAACAUUGACUUAUUUAGAUUAUUUAUUGAGACUUGUAUUAUCAGGAACGAUGACAUAUUUAUCAUUUGCAAAUUUAGAUUAUGGGAGACAAUUGUUGGAUAGUUUGGACGUACUUUGGGGGAUGUAAUGCAUAAAAGAAGAAGAAGUAGUAUUUUAAGAUCAAUACAGACUAUCUAUGGUAGAUUUGCAGAUCAAAUAGAAACAUAAAGAGCAUUAGAUAUAGUGGCAGUAACAUUUUCAUUUGUGCUAUGGGCAAUUGAGGGAUCUCUAUUAUGGUUGUUAGGUUGUUAAGAAACAAUUAAAUAAUGUAGACGUGGAUACCGUAGAUUAAAAAUAAAAAAAGAUGUUGAAAAUGCUUUUGAUAGAUUAAAUCAAAGUUAAUCCUUAUAAUGAACAUUUAUUUAUAAAAAAUUAAUUUUUCAUUAAUAAUAUGUUCAAAUUUGGAAAAGAGAAAUUCACAAAGAAAUCUUUACCAAAGAAUUUUGCAGAUUAAAUUCUUAAUCUUGAAAUGGAGAUUGAAUUAAAUGAUUAAGUUUAAAUUGAACUCAUAUAAGAUUUGAUUUCUCUUUAUAUGGUAAUUCUUACAUAUAUUAAAUAUCUAUAUAGGAGGGAGUAGAAUAUUAUGAAUCAAUUAAAGAUAGAAGACAUCUAUAUUUUUAGAGAAAGUUAAAUGCACUUAUGUUAAAACCAACAUUCAUUAAUACUACUACAAAAUAUGAAGAAUCUCAAAAACCAAAAGAGAAAGAUGAAAAUCAAAUUAAAAGAUCGAAAUUCUAAGAAUAAACUCGUAGAAUUGAACUUGAUCUUAUUUAUAGUUAAACUGAAUCAAAAGAGGUAUUCUUUACAUUUUUUUGAUUGAGGCUUAAGUUAAAGGAAUAGUUGAAAAUCACACAAAUUAAGUUAUUAAAAUUGAAAAAAUCAUCAAAAAUGAAAUUGCAAAUUAAUCUGAUGUAUUUCAAUAACGUCUAGAACGUCGCCGUCGUUCUAAAUUAACACAUUCUCUGAGUCAACCUGAGAUUGAUCUAUAAUCUUAAAAAUCUGGUAAUAGUAAUAAAAAGAAAUAAAUUGAAUUACAUGAAUAAGUAGGUAUUCAGAAAAUCUAUUUCAUUUUUAGUUUAAAUCAAAUAAAUAAUUCAUGAAGAAGAUGAAACAGCUGCUAAUAGAAAAGAUUCCACAUUAAAAAAAACUUAGGAAAAGAAAUGGGAAAUCAUUCAUUAAGCCUCAAUAAUAUAAGACAAUAAGUAAUUUUUUAUAUUUUAAAUUUUAGAAAACGAACUAAUAGUUUAAUAUCAAGAAGAAGAUCUAUAUUUCUAACUACAAAACAAUUGACAUCAAUCAAAAGAUCUUUCAGUGAUGGAGCAAUAAGAUCUUUAGAAGAACCAAAAGAAUGA
Messenger RNA from Paramecium sonneborni, 2490 nucleotides. Lineage: Eukaryota; Ciliophora; Oligohymenophorea; Peniculida; Parameciidae. The record is from the annotation of a GenBank genome assembly.